CGCUUAAAGAUCAUCUGUUGUCUUGGUUGACAUCAUCUGUGUCGUAAUGUCGAUCAGCUGGGAUGAAAAAAUUCACGUGUUGAUCGUUGUUAUAAAAAUACGCGCCCAGGUGCAGCUCGGUUCAGUACGUUAAACGUUCUUGGGCUGCAUAGCGUGUUCUUUUGCAAUAGUAAGUAACAUGAGUAGAGACGAUCUUUCGAAUGUUUGGAUGAUAGCGUUCACUGUAUGCUGUUCAACUGUAGUCACUGCCAAUGGAUUUGGUCCGGGCAAACAAAUCUGGGGUUACAGUGAGGUGCGCCCAAGGGCUUUCAUUUUCUGGUGGCUCUAUCGAACGCAUGCACAACCGUAUGAUUCAGAAAAGCCACUUAUUAUCUGGCUCCAGGGUGGCCCAGGUGCGUCAUCUAGUGGGUUUGGUAAUUUUGAAGAAAUUGGACCACUCGAUAGAAUGCUUAAGCCGCGUGAAAAUUCCUGGGUUAGAGAGUACAAUGUCCUGUUCGUCGACAGUCCAGUUGGCAGUGGGUUUAGUUACGCCGAAGAUCUUUCUCUAUUGGCCCGCAACAGUACAACGGUAGUGAGCGAUUUGCUCGAAUUUCUGAAACAGUUUUACCAGACUAUCAGAGCAACCACCGCGAUCGAUUGGGAGAGCGUUCCAUUGUACAUCGCGUCCGAAAGCUACGGAGGUCGUAUUGCGGUUGAAUUUGCGUAUGCGCUAGCAAAGGAAAUCCAAGCUGAUGUGAUGCAUUGCAAGUUGGUGGGUCUUUUGCUUGGUAGCGCUUGGCUAUCGCCUCUUGAUAGCAUAGCCGCGUGGCCAAGUUAUUUAUCCGGCCUAGGAUAUAUGGAUGAAACUGGACGUGAACGUAUCGCAAGUAGAGUAGCCGCGGUGAGCGAAAAAAUGGCACAACAGCGCCCCGGUAUGGCCUUGGAAGGAUGGCAUGGAUUGCAGCAGGCUAUCAUUCAGGAGACGGAGGGAAUUAAUUGUUACAAUGUAUUGAAGCCAACAACAAAGGAGAUUCCUGCACUAGCAAUCGAAAGCGACGAAGUGUUGGAGUAUGGAGAAACGCUAUGGUGGUACAGCGACACCAGUGCACCGCCAGUUAUUGAGUCGCACAGCUCCCUUGAGCGGCUGAUGCGUGGACCCGUCUCGCGUAUGCUUGGCAUCGCAAACAAAUCACCCUGGGGUAGCCAACGGACAGCCGUAUUCGAUGCGCUGAGCGAUGAUUUUCUCCAAUCCAGUAUCAGGACGGUAGAAGUCUUGUUGAACGAAACCACCAUCGAGCUGGUACUGUUCAGCGGCCAGUUGGAUCUUAUUACUUGCCUACCGGGGACACUCGCAUGGAUGAACCGAUUGUUUCAAAAGCGAACUGACCGGAAUCCACGCCAGGAGGCUUUUACGGUCGGUGGAAUGGAUGGUGUCAUUGAUGGUUACCGUACUGCGUACAGCGAACGAUUUGUACACUACACCGUUCUCCGUGCCGGUCACAUGGUGCCGGCUGAUAAUCCUUCGGCAAUGGCACAUAUAUUGCGCAGGCACAUCGUGCGAUUCUAGACGGACGUUGGCUACUUCGGAUGUAACAGAUGCAAAAGGCAAACAGACCGAUUUACCUAAAGCUUAUCUCCAAAGUGGCGCCACACGUGAACGUAUACGUAUUUAUUUAAGGAACUCUUAAGAACGAAACAGUAAACCAA
Messenger RNA from Anopheles funestus (African malaria mosquito), 1686 nucleotides. RefSeq names its product retinoid-inducible serine carboxypeptidase-like. Gene Ontology annotation, biological process: proteolysis. Gene Ontology annotation, molecular function: serine-type carboxypeptidase activity. Bases 179 to 1546 code for a protein of 455 amino acids. Lineage: Eukaryota; Metazoa; Arthropoda; Insecta; Diptera; Culicidae. The record is from RefSeq and is a predicted model, not a curated record. The transcript has 4 exons.